Molecule: messenger RNA, 6336 nt
Organism: Penicillium cosmopolitanum
Lineage: Eukaryota; Fungi; Ascomycota; Eurotiomycetes; Eurotiales; Aspergillaceae
Gene: pksP
Product: polyketide synthase alb1
Exons: 5
Coding region: 1-6336 (2111 amino acids)
Biological process (GO): fatty acid biosynthetic process
Molecular function (GO): phosphopantetheine binding; fatty acid synthase activity; 3-oxoacyl-[acyl-carrier-protein] synthase activity
Source: RefSeq, a predicted model, not a curated record
AUGGCGGGUCCCAGUCGCGUGUAUCUCUUUGGAGAUCAGACUGCUAAUUUCGACUCGGGCCUUCGCCGGUUGUUGCAAGCCAAGAAUGACUCGCUGUUGAGUUCAUUUUUUCAAAAGUGCUAUUAUGCAUUGCGGAAAGAGAUCAGUCAACUGCCGCCAUCGCAGCGGCAGAUGUUCCCUCGGUUUACAAGUGUCGUCGAUCUCUUGGCCAGGUAUCGUGAGUCUGGACCAAGCGCUGCUUUAGAGAGCGCUUUGACGACCAUUUACCAGUUGGGAUGCUUCAUCCACUACUACGGAGACCUUGGCCAUGCCUAUCCAUCAGGAUCUGAGAGCUUCAUCGUUGGUCUCUGCACUGGACAACUUGCCGCGGCGGCUGUCAGUUCCUCUAGCACCGUUGGAGAACUGAUUACUGCCGGUAUUGAAACUGUCGUUCUGGCCCUCCGAUUGGGAAUGUGCGUGACCAAGGUACGAGGACUUGUCGAAGCAGCCAAAUCCCCAUCGCCAAGUUGGUCGGUGCUGGUCUCUGGAAUCCGAGAGCAAGAAGGCCAAAAGUUGAUUGAAGUAUUUGGCCAAGCCAAGGCUCUUCCCCGGGUUUCCCAGCCCUAUAUCAGUGCUGUCAGCCCCAAUGGAUUGACAAUUAGUGGUCCACCAAGCACUUUGCAGGUUUUCGUCGACACUUGUCUCUCUAAGGACCAAAAGCCUGUUCGGGUACCGAUUCAUGGCCCCUAUCACGCAGCUCACCUUUAUGAUUCGAGGGAUGUCAACCGUAUCCUGGAAUCAUGGCCCAGAGAGAAGUUUGAAAGCUAUGUGCCGCAAAUUCCAAUUUUCUCUAGUGAGACUGGCAAGAAAAUUGAGGCAGAAAAUCUCGAGGAGGUCUUGAAGAUUGCUCUUAGAGAGAUUUUGCUACGUCAACUAUGCUGGGACAAGAUCAUCGAUAGUGGAAUCUCGGAUCUUGAGAUUGACACUGAAAUCGGCAAUGUGCAGAAUGAUUCGACUGGAGACAAUCGCAGCGGUCGUACAGAGCAGUCAAAGAUUGCCAUUAUCGGUCUCUCUGGUCGCUUUCCAGAGGCACAGGAUACCGAAGCUUUUUGGGAUCUCCUCUACAAAGGAUUGGAUGUUCACCGUGAAGUGCCUGCCUCGCGUUGGGAUGUGAAGGCUCACGUCGACAUGGAAGGAAAGACUCGAAACACCAGCCAGGUUCAAUACGGAUGCUGGAUCAAUGAGCCUGGUCAUUUCGACCCUCGUUUCUUCAACAUGUCUCCUCGCGAGGCACUGCAGGCUGAUCCUGCCCAGCGACUUGCCCUUCUCACUGCAUACGAAGCAUUUGAGAUGGCAGGCUUCAUCCCUGAUAGCACACCAUCUACGCAGAAAAACAGAGUUGGUGUGUUCUACGGAAUGACUAGUGAUGACUAUCGUGAGAUCAACAGUGGCCAGGAUAUUGAUACUUAUUUCAUUCCUGGUGGCAACCGUGCAUUCACACCUGGACGCAUCAACUAUUAUUUCAAGUUCAGCGGCCCAAGUGUCAGUGUCGAUACAGCCUGUUCUUCGAGUCUCGCAGCUAUUCACGUUGCAUGCAAUUCUAUUUGGAGAAAUGACUGCGACUCUGCCGUUGCAGGUGGAGUCAAUGUUCUGACAAACCCGGACAAUCAUGCUGGCUUGGACCGUGGCCACUUCUUGUCAAGAACUGGAAACUGCAAUACUUUCGACGAUGGUGCCGAUGGCUACUGUCGUGCCGAUGGCAUUGGCUCAGUUGUUCUGAAGCGUCUCGAAGAUGCUUAUGCAGACAAUGAUCCCAUCUAUGGUAUCAUCUCCGGCGCCUAUACAAACCACUCAGCCGAGGCCGUGUCUAUUACCCGCCCUCAUGUCGGCGCACAGUCUUUCAUCUUUGACAAACUCCUCAACGAGGCCAACAUUGAGCCUAAGGAUGUUAGCUAUAUCGAGAUGCACGGCACUGGAACCCAAGCAGGUGAUGCUGUCGAAAUGCAGUCAGUUUUGGAUGUCUUCGCGCCCGAUUAUCGCCGUGGACCAGCUCAAUCACUCCACCUUGGCUCUGCCAAGGCAAACAUUGGCCACGGUGAAUCUGCUUCUGGUGUCUGUGCAUUGCUCAAAGUGCUUAUGAUGAUGAGAAAGAACAUGAUCCCUCCUCAUUGCGGCAUUAAGACCAAGAUCAACCACAACUUCCCAACGGACCUGGCUCAACGAAACGUCCACAUUGCUUUGGAACCGACCCCUUGGAAUCGGCCAGUUGGUGGAUCUCGAAAGACAUUCGUCAACAACUUCUCAGCGGCAGGUGGAAACACUGCGUUGUUGGUUGAGGAUGCCCCCAUCCGGGAGCGCGAGGGUAAAGACCCGCGCGGCAUUCACUCCGUGCUCGUUUCCGCGCGUUCCCAAUCCGCCCUGAAGAACAACGUUGCGGCCAUGGCUCAAUACAUUGAAACUAACAAGAACUCUUUCAAUGUAAAUGAAGUUGAUCUCCUCGCCAGCCUGUCUUACACUACUACGGCGCGACGCAUCCAUCACCCUUUCCGAGCCUUUGCUGUCGGUUCUACUCUGGAUGAGAUCAAGAACGGCCUCAACACAAGCGUCGGGCGUGAGAGUGUCACUCCCGUGCCUGCGACCGCGCCUGGAGUUGGAUUCAUCUUUACUGGCCAGGGAGCUCAGUACACAGGCAUGGGCAGCCAGCUGUUCGAGAACAACUCCGAAUUCCGGGCUCACAUCGAGCACCUUGAUCGCAUCGCCAAGAGCCAGGGCCUUCCUUCAAUUGUCCCUCUUGUUGAUGGCAGUGUUCCUGUUGAGGAACUCGGUCCUGUCGUUACUCAGCUGGGUACCACCUGUAUACAGAUGGCACUCACAAGGUACUGGAUUUCCCUCGGAGUCAACCCGACGUUCGUCAUCGGCCACAGCCUUGGAGAAUAUGCAGCAUUGAAUGCCGCUGGCGUGUUGACCACCAGUGAUACAAUUUUCUUGGCUGGUCGUCGUGCUCAGCUACUCACUAAGAAAUGCCAGAUGGGAACCCAUGCAAUGCUUGCCGUGAAGUCCUCGUUCGCACAAGUAAAACAAUAUCUUGAGGACGAUUCUGCCGAGAUUGCUUGCAUUAAUGCGCCCAGCGAGACUGUCAUCAGCGGACCUAAUGGCAAAAUCGACCAGCUUGCAGACAAGCUUGCCAACGAGGGAUUCAAGGCCACGAAGCUCAAGGUGCCUUUUGCGUUCCAUUCUGCCCAGGUUGACCCAAUUCUGGAAGAUCUGGCAGAUAUUUCCAAGGGUAUUGUUUUCCAAGAGCCAUCGAUUCCAUUUGUGUCGGCUCUGCUUGGAGAUGUCAUCAAGGAAGCCAACCCUGAUGUGCUCUCCCCUAGCUACCUGACCAGACACUGUCGCGAGACAGUGAACUUCCUUGCUGCCUUGGAGGCCACUCGUCAUGCCAAUCUGAUGAAUGAUAAGACUGUCUGGGUUGAGAUUGGAUCGCACCCCAUCUGCUCGGGAAUGGUCAAGUCAACCUUCGGUCCUCAAACCACAACAGUUUCAUCUCUUCGCCGCCAGGAGGAUACUUGGAAGGUGUUGUCUAACAGUCUUUCUUCUCUCUAUAUGGCUGGUAUUGAUCUCCGCUGGAAGGAGUAUCACCAAGAGUUCAGCUCUGUUCACGAAGUGAUUCCUCUGCCUGCUUACAAGUGGGAUUUGAAGAAUUAUUGGAUCCCGUACACCAACAACUUCUGUCUGCUGAAGGGCGCUCCUGCGAAACCUGUGACUGAGUCUGAGUCUGCACCUGUUACGACUUACUUGACGACUUCAGCCCAAAAGGUCCUGGAGACUAGCGGUGAUGAUAAGACUGCCACCGUGGUUAUUGAGAACGAUAUUGCGGACCCCGAGCUAAACCGCGUCAUUCAAGGCCACAAGGUCAACGGAGCGGCUCUUUGCCCAUCGUCUCUCUACGCGGAUAUUGCACAGACUCUUGGCGAGUUCCUGGUCGAAAAGUACAAGCCCGACUGGAAAGAACGAGGCUUCGAUGUUUGCAAUGUCGUUGUCCCCAAGCCCAUGAUUGCGAAGGGCGGCAAGCAGCUCUUCCGUGUUUCAGCCACAGCCAAUUGGGCUGACGAGAGUGCCCAUUGUCAGGUCUGGUCUGUCACUCCCGAAGGAAAGAAGAUAAUCGACCAUGCCACUUGUACUGUCAAGUUCUUCAACACAAGCGUCGCAGAGAUGGAGUGGAAACGCAGCAGUUACCUUAUCAAGAGAAGCAUUGAGCAUCUCAAGGAGAGCACCGAGACCGGUGACGCCCACCGUAUGAAGCGAGGCAUGGUGUACAAGCUUUUUGCCAGCCUUGUUGAUUACGAUGAGAACUACAAGUCGAUUCAAGAAGUCAUUCUGGACAGUGAUCAACACGAAGCCACUGCUCUGGUUAAGUUCCAAGCUCCUCCUGGAAACUUCCACCGCAAUCCAUUCUGGAUUGACAGCAUUGGCCAUCUGUCUGGUUUCAUCAUGAAUGCUAGCGACGCGACUGAUUCAAAAAACCAGGUCUUUGUCAACCACGGUUGGGACUCGAUGCGUUGCUUGAAGAAGUUUGAUCCUAGUGUCACCUAUCGCACCUACGUGCGUAUGCAGCCAUGGAAAGACUCUAUCUGGGCUGGUGAUGUCUAUCUCUUCGAGGGCGACGAUAUUGUUGCUGUUUACGGUGGAGUUAAGUUCCAGGCACUGGCCCGGAAGAUUCUCGACACCGUCUUGCCUCCCGCUGGUGCUUCUGCUGCUAAGCCUGCCGCUAAGGCCAAGCCUGCACCAAUUGAUGUCCAGAAGGCAAAGCCAACGCCAACCAAGAAAGCUCCUCGCGCGGCGUCUACUCCUAAGUCUGCAGGCCCGAGUAUUGUCACUCGUGCCCUUGCAAUUCUGGCUGAAGAGGUUGGAAUGUCUACCGGUGAGAUGACAGACGACUUGAACUUUGCAGACUACGGCGUUGAUUCUCUUCUCUCAUUGACUGUCACCGGUCGUUACCGGGAGGAGAUGAGCAUUGACCUGGAGUCUUCCGUCUUUGUGGACCAGCCUACCAUCAAGGACUUCAAGCAGCUUCUGUUCACUAUGUGCCCCAGUGAAAGCAGCAGCGAUAGCUCUAGCAGUGAGCAUGAUAUCUCGUCCGCGGCAUCCUCCACCGACAUCUCAUCGCCCAACUCGAGUGGUCUUCCCUCUCCCGCUAAUGAGAAGACAAUGACCCUCGAGCAAAACGAUAGCAUGAAGCAAAUAGGCGCGAUUCUGGCCGAGGAGAUUGGCGUUGAGCCCCAUGAGCUUGAGGGCGAUGCCAACCUUGCCGAGAUGGGCCUCGACUCUUUGAUGUCGCUGACAGUUCUGGGUAAGAUUCGCGAGGAUCUCGAUUUCGACCUACCAGGAGAAUUCUUCAUCGAGAACCAAACCCUCGAUGAAAUCGAAACUGCUCUGGAUCUGAAGCCGAAGGCCAUUCCUUCUGCGCCAAUCCAACUUCCCGAGCAGAUUCCGGCCGAAGCUCCCAAGGUCAUAUCCAAGACUGCCAUCCAGCACCCCCCUGCGAGUUCCAUCCUGCUACAAGGAAACCCCAAGACAGCCACCCAGAAGCUCUUCCUGUUCCCUGAUGGCUCCGGAUCUGCCACCUCGUACGCCACGAUUCCCGGAAUCUCUCCCGAUGUCUGCGUGUAUGGACUCAACUGCCCAUACAUGCGAACUCCCGAGAAGUUGAAUUUCAGUCUGGACGAGCUCACCUACCCCUAUGUUGCUGAAAUUCGUCGCCGCCAACCACAGGGCCCGUACAACUUCGGCGGCUGGUCUGCGGGUGGUAUCUGUGCCUACGAUGCAGCCCGCCACCUCAUCUUCGACGAGGGCGAGCGUGUCGAGCGGCUACUCCUCCUCGACUCGCCGUUCCCGGUUGGUCUUGAGAAACUUCCUCGUCGUCUGUACGGGUUCUUUGAUACCAUCGGUCUCUUCGGAGAGGGCAAGGCUCCCCCGCCAAGCUGGCUACUACCGCAUUUCCUAGCCUUCAUCAAUUCCCUUGAUGCUUACAAGGCCUCUCCGUUCCCCUUCAACGACAGAGAACACGCCGAUAAGAUCCCCAAGACUUUCAUGGUGUGGGCUAAGGACGGCGUUUGCAACAAACCCGAUGACCCCCGUCCUGCUCCUGCGGAGGAUGGAAGUCCCGAUCCUCGCGAGAUGCUGUGGCUGCUAAACAACCGCGAGAAUCUCGGUCCUAAUGGAUGGGAUACCCUUGUUGGAGAGAAGAAUGUGGGCGGCAUCACCGUCAUGGAGGGAGCUAAUCAUUUCACCAUGACGCGCGGCGAGAAGGCGCAGGAGCUUGCGGCUUUCAUUGCUGGUGCUAUGAAAACUGUCUAA